Messenger RNA from Procambarus clarkii (red swamp crayfish), 1396 nucleotides. RefSeq names its product protein FAM136A. NCBI's taxonomy places the organism in Eukaryota, Metazoa, Arthropoda, Malacostraca, Decapoda, Cambaridae. Gene Ontology annotation, cellular component: cytoplasm. The record is from RefSeq and is a predicted model, not a curated record.
UGGCAACACUGCUCCUGGCGCCAUCAGCUGCUACACAUACACACACGCGCGCGCGCUUUCUGCCCCCGUCUCUCUCUCUCUCUCUCACGCCGGACACCAUGGUGGAGCAGGCCCAGUUCCGCAUCCAGGAGGCCAUGACGGCCCUGGUGGAUGACCUGGAUAAGACGUACCUACGAGGCAUCCAGAGGACAAUGCACAUGUGUGCAGCCGAAUGUUGUGAAAAACGGGAGAAUUCGGUUGACCAAGUACACCGUUGCAUUGAGAACUGCUCGACUCCCCUUACUCAGGCACAGACGUUUGUGCAGAACGAAUUGUCGCAGUUCCAAGAGCGUCUACAGCGUUGUGUUAUGGUUUGUCAAGAUAGAGUAAGAGACCAGGUCACGGCGGACACCUCGGAGGCUCAGGAGCCGCAACGCAACAGCUCACUAUCCCUAGCCAACGCCGCGGGCAGUGUCUUUCGUCAAGCAGCUCUGGGCAGAGACGGAGUAUCUGUAUACAAGGCAGAAUUUGAGGGGUGCGCCAUGCAGUGUGUAGAUGACCAUAUUCAACUGAUGCCUUCCGUUAAGAAGAGGAUUGCAGGUGUCUUAGCGAAAAACUCUUAAAGUUUCUUUAAGAAUAUUGAGCAGGUUUUAUAGCGGGUUCUUAAAUGAUAGUUACGUGAAGAAACGUGGCACAAGCCUUUUUUGGUUCAGUGGUAUUGAAAUAAAUAAAUAUUUUAUAAAAUUGAGAAAUGAGGUUAGUGAUCUAUAAAUUACAUCAAAAUCAAAACUAUGCAGUUGUGCUAUUUAAUAAAUUUACUUUCGUGCUGCAUUGGUAGCUUUCAACUGUAUUAUAACCAAAUAGUUGAACUUUGUUUAUUUUAAUUUGUAUUCUUAAACGGGUUUAGGAUUCAGUGUCUGCUUAAUAGCAAGCAAGAUGAAGUUGAGUGAGGGUGAGAGUUGGAGAGAGUCUCUGCAAGCCCCAACGCGUGGCGGAGUGGCAAGUAUUACGGUAAAUGCACUUCUCGUCUAAUUGGUGACUUGGUGCGGUGGUUUCAUAUAUUACUCAAGAGACUGACCUGGGGAUAUUCCUGCACGGGCCCUAAGCCUCUGGCGGGCCCAAUAGCUGUUGUCGGUGAUUACAAUGGUGAUGUGCUGUAAAUGUGUCAAAAGCUUGUGGUGUUAAGUAGGGGGUGAACCCAAAUAUUUUUUCAUUUUAGUGACAAAUAGUGAGUAACAAGCAACCAUUGUAAAUAUAUAUUGAGUGUGUGUGUGUGUCAACUUUGAACAUGUUUUUGCAGGUGUUAAUGAUAAAAUAUUACUUGUUGUAGUACUGUUAGUAUCAUUGUAUUACUUAAGAGUGAAGCAUCACUAGUGUUUCAGUUUAAGCAUAUAACACACACACACACACACACACA